This is a messenger RNA of Parnassius mnemosyne (clouded apollo), 1407 nucleotides long. The record is from the annotation of a GenBank genome assembly. NCBI's taxonomy places the organism in Eukaryota, Metazoa, Arthropoda, Insecta, Lepidoptera, Papilionidae.
AUGAUUGAGGGAAUGGUGAAGGAUGGUGUUAUUGAACCUUCAUCUAGUCCAUGGUGUUCACCUGUGGUGCUGGUAAAGAAGAAGGACGGCAGCAUGCGGUUUUGUGUUGACUACCGCCGCCUGAACGACGUUACAAAGAAGGACAGCUAUCCCUUGCCAAGAAUUGAUGACACGCUGGACAUGCUUACAGGUGUAAAGUGUUUUAGUACGCUGGAUCUGAAAAGUGGCUACUGGCAGGUUGAAAUUGACCCUAAGGACAAGGAGAAAACUGCAUUCUCCACAGGAAAGGGCCUGUGGCAAUUUAAAGUCAUGCCGUUUGGAUUGUGCAAUGCUCCAGCAACGUUUGAAAGGUUGAUGGAGCUUGUACUUACCGGGCUAAUUGGAGAUGCCUGUCUCGUCUAUUUGGAUGACAUCAUCAUCGUAGGCCGUACGUUUGAGGAACACCUUCAAAACCUGGAACGCGUGCUCAUGAAGAUCCAGAGUGCCAACCUCAAGUUGAGUCCAAAGAAGUGCUCACUAUUCAAACGGCAAGUUAGUUUUUUGGGGUAUGUAGUGUCGGAAGAAGGUAUCCGCACGGAUCCAGAGAAAAUUGCUGCUGUCAAGGAGUGGCCGGUCCCAAAAGACAAGACACAGAAGCUCAAGAACCGUCUGUGCAAAACACCUAUUUUGGGGUACCCUGAUGCGGGCAAGGAAUUCAUAGUUGACACAGACGCAAGUGAUAUAGGACUUGGCGGUGUGUUGUCUCAACGGAAUGGUGAUCAAGAGAUUGUGAUAGCGUACUUCAGCAAGUCGUUGUCAAAGCCGGAAAGGAACUAUUGUGUCACAAGACGGGAAUUGCUUGCUGUGGUAAAGUCCUUGCAGCAAUUUAGCAAAUAUCUUCUAGGGCGGAAAUUCCACUUACGAACUGACCAUGCUGCACUGAAAUGGCUAUUGCAGUUCAAAAAUCCGGAAGGACAAGUUGCGAGAUGGAUUGAACUACUGCAGGAAUACGACUUUGUGAUCGAACAUCGCAGCGGGAAAUCUCAUGGCAAUGCAGAUGCAUUGUCAAGAAGACCUUGCCCUGAAGAUUGCAAGCAUUGUACUAGGCAAGAGGGUAAGGAAGUGGUAUCUGUGAGAAUGCUCAGGACAGACCAGCUCAGCAAUGAGUGGAAGGACAGCCUACAACAUGCACAGCAGGAAGAUUCGGACAUUAAGCCGAUUCUGGAAUGGAUGAAGGCCAGUGCUCCUAAGCCCAAGUGGAGCGACGUCUCAGCAAUGAGUUCGACCACGAAAAGCUAUUGGGCCCAAUGGGACAGCUUGCUGAUUCAGGAUGGAGUCCUGUGCCGUAAAUGGGAAAAUGUUCGGGGAGACGGCUGUACCAUAGUGGUUGUUCAGGAGGCCACCUGGGAGUUAAACGAACUCUCCUGA